UUUUUGUUGGACUUUUUCAUUUUGUGUACCGCUGCGAAUAAAAUGUCGGAAGCAAAAAAUAUAAACGUUCUGUUUCAGAUGUGCUCAAAUUUAAUGAAAAUUUGGAAUAAAAAGCCGGUUAAUCUGGACGAAUGUGGUAAGAUGCUGGAAAAGUUGAAGGUCACCUUGGUUGAGUAUCAAAUUGAUUUCUUACCUUCUCAGAGUUCUACAUUAAACAUUGAGCACAUUGUAACAGCGAGAGAUACGUUAGAAAUAGGUGCUCAGUGGGCCAUAGCUAUGAAAAACAAAGAUUUAUUUGAAAGAUACAUGGCACAAUUAAAAUGCUAUUACCUAGACUAUAAAAGUGAUGGCAAAUUAAGUAACAUGAAUUCAUCUCUUAUGGAAUCGCCAUACAAAGCACAGCUACUUGGCUUGAAUUUGUUGAGGUUGUUGUCAGAAAACAAAUUGUCUGACUUUCAUACCGAAUUGGAACGGUUGAAAAGUGAUGAUUUGAAGAAUAGCGUCUACAUAAAACACCCAAUUCAAAUAGAGCAGUACAUGAUGGAAGGAAGCUACAACAAGCAUUCUACCUCUAUACCGUCUCGCAGUCCAAGUAUAGACAAAAAUACUCUCGUGAAACGGUGGAAGGAGAUUGCAGAAUGUUUUGAAAAGGCUUAUGAGCGUCUCAACGUCCAGGAGGCUGCCAGGAUGCUCUUUCUAGACUCAGCCAAUGCUGCAAUUAACUACGCAAAAAACAAAAAUUGGAAACUGGAAAACAAUUAUUUUGUAUUCCAUCGACCUGAAAGAGUGGAUGAUCUGGUGCCCUCAACUGAACUGGCAGAAAAAACAAUUGAAUAUGCAAAAGAACUAGAGAUGAUUGUAUAAAAUCCAUCUGACAAAACUUCGCUUUUUGUUCUCCUAAAUUUAGUUGUAGUAAAUCAAUUUGUUUUUGACACAAA
This is a messenger RNA of Helobdella robusta, 938 nucleotides long. RefSeq lists its product as hypothetical. The record is from RefSeq and is a predicted model, not a curated record. NCBI's taxonomy places the organism in Eukaryota, Metazoa, Annelida, Clitellata, Rhynchobdellida, Glossiphoniidae. Gene Ontology annotation, cellular component: proteasome regulatory particle, lid subcomplex; nucleus; proteasome regulatory particle. The coding region runs from base 43 to 864 and encodes 273 amino acids. The transcript is spliced from 8 exons. Gene Ontology annotation, biological process: proteasome-mediated ubiquitin-dependent protein catabolic process.